UGGAAAAUUAUCCCUAUAAAUGCAAAUACUAAGUGAAACUUCUUAAUCAAGAGAAACUAUCCAAGAAGAGUUUCUGAGAAUGAGUCCAAAUAUUUGCUGGCUUUGCAAUUUCAGAGUAGAAGAAAAUGGGAUCAGUUCUAAAGUGUCUUUGGACGAAGUGCUACAAUAGUCCCAGUCUUUUGAAAAGCGGAUAACAAGUAAAUAUGGGCCUAUGAUCUACAAGACCUACUUGAAGACAGAGCACAGUGAUGAAAAUGUAGAAUUCUGGCUUGCUUGCGAAGUUAAGAUGAUCAUGUCACAGAGGAAAAGGAUUUCUGUGGCCAGGAAGCUUUUUAAAAGUUACAUUCAACCCCAGGCUCCCAACAAGAUUAACAUUGACAGUCCUGCGAGGAAAGCAAUGAUAAAGAAUAUUCAAGAGCCAACACAGUCCUGUUUUGAUGAAGCACAGAGAAUAAUUUACAUGCACAUGGAAAGAGAUUCUUAUCCACGAUUUCUUGAAUUGAAGUUCUAUCAAGAACUCAAACACAGCCUUCAAACUAAUGGCAAUAUUUCAAUGGAUCACGUACCUGUCCAAGGAAACAACCGUAGUGACAUAAGGUAUUUCAUAGAUAUGCAGCCAGUGCAGCUCACUCAGUGCCAAAGAGCAAAGAAAAAGCUUGUGGGAGCAGGUCUGGGCUCUGAUCUAGUAGCAUGGCUCUCUGUUGAAUAUCCCUGGGUGCAGGGCACACAGAUAGCAGAAGACAACAAAUGUAGAACUUGGCUAAAAACUCUUCCCCCAGAAAAAGCACAAAGGUUAUAUAUCGAGCCAUCUGUACUGGAGGAGCUUGCUAAAGGAAUGCUCUAA
Messenger RNA from Aptenodytes forsteri (emperor penguin), 844 nucleotides. RefSeq names its product regulator of G-protein signaling 13. NCBI's taxonomy places the organism in Eukaryota, Metazoa, Chordata, Aves, Sphenisciformes, Spheniscidae. The record is from RefSeq and is a predicted model, not a curated record.